AUGGCCUCAGCCUACGCAAUGCCUCCCUACCAAGGUAACACGCAUCUCCCUCCCAUCAACUACUCGCAGCUGCCUCCUGCGACUCAGAACUACAUCCCUCAACAAUACCGCAAUGACCUGCCACGCUACACCUCGGCUCCCUCAGCUCCCUCAGUGGCCUCUCCAGCUCCCGACCAUAGAUACCAGGCACACAUGAACUCUCAAGGUCCUAUGUCGGGUCUUCCUCCCACUUCUGCGCUGCCUCAACCCCAUCUACCACCCCAGCAACAGCAGCAGCAGCAGGCCCAACAACAGGCUCCUCCACAGAACCACCAGGCCUACCCGGGUCAACAGCCAGCACGACAAUCAUACCCUCAACCUUUGGCUCCUGCUCCUCCUCGACCAAACCUCGAUCCCUUGGCUCCACAUUAUGGCCAGCAAGACAAUCGUCAGCAGCCCUGGUCAGGCGCCGAGUCGAUACCAAGCAUGCAAGCGGACAUUGGUCGAGAUCCUACCAGAACCCAUGUUGUUGGCUCCCAGGGUAGAAGAGGCAUCCUACCAAGCGCUCCAGGUCGUCCGCCGGUCAUGCCUAAUGGUGUCAACGGCUCACCCAAGAGCAGUGCUGUACCCCAGAAGGAUGCUGAUGGCAAAUUUCCAUGCCCCAAUUGCACAAAGACUUAUCUGCAUGCAAAGCAUUUGAAGCGACACAUGCUACGACACACUGGCGAUCGUCCCUACAUGUGUGUACUGUGCAAUGACACUUUCUCCAGAAGUGACAUCCUCAAGCGCCAUUUCCAAAAGUGUUCAGUCCGUCGUGGUAACCCGACUGGAGCCAGUCAUCUCUCCAACCCAGCUGCACAUAUCAAGAAGUCGCAACAACAGGCUGCGAAGGCUGCAACGGCUUCGCCUGCAAGUGCCACAACUCCUCAGAGUGCAGUCAUGGCAAACCCUCCAUUCACCAGUGCUCCAAUGUCAAACACAUCUGCUCCCACCACCACUGGCCCCGCACAGUCUGGUUUGGCUUAUGCGAUUCAGCCCAAUGGUCAACCAGAUCUACAGCGUCAGGGUCAGCCCAUUCAACCUGGUUCAGGCCCUGGUGGAAUGGACCCAAAUGGCAACCCAUCUUGGCCAAUGCACAACCCUAGAAACAACCAAAUGAUGUAUCACUCGACUUCAACUCCUCCCGACCAUUUUGGCAUGCAGCCCGGUGGAGGUGAGGACAAGCGCAAUGUCAUGCCUGGUGCACACCACAUGGGAGACGAAUGGAACCACAUGUUCCCCGGCGGUGGCAACGAGGGUUACAUGAACCCCAUGUUUGGAGGCUAUGACCAGUCUCAGAAUGAUGUGAAGAAGGACUAUGAAUCUCAUGAAGGUGGAUCGAAUGGUUAUUACAUUCCCUCUACGAGCCUUGGAGCUGACGGUACGCUUGGACCCCCUCUUUGGAACCCGCAUGCAUCUCAGCGAGAUUUGUUCCAAGCGAAAGUGAACGCGCUAUUAACGUUUGUUUUCCCUGGUGGGCUACAGGAAUCGCUCCAAGAGCAACAAAAUAAUCCCCACAUAACAUCUUGCCUGACCGUCGACGCUAUCCAACACUUUCUCGAUCUUUUCCCAAACUUUCAGGGCCAUUUCCCCUGGCUCCAUUUGCCAACCUUCGAUUUUUUGAAUGCCUACGAUGGCCUCGUCCUUGUCAUUAUUUGCAGUGGAGCAGUGUACUCCGACAGAAUACCUCAAGAUCAAGUUCGUCUGCUGAUGCAAUGCGUCAAACAAGCUCUGGAACGAAACUCGCGCGUUCUUCACAAUCUCGAACUUGGUUCAUCCCACGCUCAUUUUUCCACGUCCGGUACCGAAUUCGAGGAACUUCUUGCUCUACAAAUCCUCCAAAGCCUGUUCGUUUGGCACGGUGGUCCUGGUGACCGAGCUGUUGCUCGCAAUGAGAGUAGACGCAUCAUGUAUCUGGUUCGACAGUUCAAUAUGCUUACUCUGGUGGGGCCAGAAGAUCCAGUCGGUUAUAGUUAUCUUCACAGUCUUCAACCGGGUGAGGAAGCUGAUCCCUCUCGCUGGGAGUGGCGUUCAUGGGUCGAACAGGAAAAGCGCUCUCGACUGAUGUUUAUGGUUUUCUUAUGGGAUGCCGCAAUGUGUAUUUAUUUCAAUGUGGCACCGCAUUUCUCAUGUGCCGAGAUCAAACUUCCUCUACCCUGCGAUGAUGCAGCUUGGGAUGCUGGAGAUGCAGAGACCUGUGCACAGGCGUUGGGACUUCGUGGUCCAACUGCACAAGCUACGAUCAACCAAAGCGGAUCUCUACGACUGAAACAACUAGAGUUGCACCACGCUGUGAGCGCUCUGCAUAGUGUGUCGGUGCUCAUGCAACCCCGCACUACCAAUGUCUAUUCCAAGUUUAUCAUGGUCCAUGCCCUUAUCGUUGAGAUUUGGCAGUUGCAGCGCCAAACACUUCUUGCGAGCUCCGCUACACCUCAGGCGCUUGACGCUGCAUCGACCUUCUCUGUUACAGCCCAAACCAAUCAAGCAUACAACUCUAUCACCGCUGCUCUUGGUCGAUGGAAACAUGCAUGGGAUGAGGAUUAUACACUUCAGUACCCGCGUGGCGACGGCUACCGAUCCGGUCCAAAACGUGUCGGUUUCUGUCGCGACGGUGUUCAUUUCUACUGGCUUGCACGAGCUAUCUUGCAACCCAGUCGUAUUGCUGAUUGGCAACUCGGCGCAGAUCAAAAGCUCGGACAAGUACUACACGAUUUGCAGCGAGCACGCGAAUGGAGUCGGACCGACGGAGCUCAACGAGGAGAAGAACCAGGAAGUGUGGCGUUUAUCGAUGAUGACUAUGCUUCCACUACACUUGAACUGGACAUGAAAAAACUCUUCCGACCGUUGCAGAGUUUAUCUGACAGCCCCCUUCCAGCAACGCAGCGCUACCAAUCACGUUUCUCAUAA
Messenger RNA from Exophiala bonariae, 2925 nucleotides. RefSeq lists its product as uncharacterized. The transcript has 2 exons. The coding region runs from base 1 to 2925 and encodes 974 amino acids. Gene Ontology annotation, biological process: DNA-templated transcription; regulation of transcription by RNA polymerase II. Gene Ontology annotation, molecular function: DNA-binding transcription factor activity, RNA polymerase II-specific; RNA polymerase II cis-regulatory region sequence-specific DNA binding; zinc ion binding. Gene Ontology annotation, cellular component: chromatin. The record is from RefSeq and is a predicted model, not a curated record. NCBI's taxonomy places the organism in Eukaryota, Fungi, Ascomycota, Eurotiomycetes, Chaetothyriales, Herpotrichiellaceae.